Molecule: messenger RNA, 2335 nt
Organism: Zingiber officinale
Lineage: Eukaryota; Viridiplantae; Streptophyta; Magnoliopsida; Zingiberales; Zingiberaceae
Product: probable cytochrome P450 313a5
Exons: 7
Coding region: 273-1991 (572 amino acids)
Molecular function (GO): iron ion binding; oxidoreductase activity, acting on paired donors, with incorporation or reduction of molecular oxygen; heme binding
Source: RefSeq, a predicted model, not a curated record
GUCGGUCACGGAACCCAUGUGAUGGAUGGUGAACGGGAGACCGCCACGUUUCAUUUCAUCUUCUUCCUCUCCUUUCUUCUCCACUUCUCCUCCUCAAUUCAAACGCCACUUGAAUAACUAUCAACUCAGUCUUUAAUCUCCCUUCACUCGUUGCCUUUCUUCUCUACCUCUUUUUUCGCCACACACUUGUUGUUGUGGUUCGGUGGUCGUCGUCGUCGUCGUCGUCGUCGUCGUUCGGCGGUAUUCAUCCACGGGAUUCCGCUGAUUGGAGCAUGGAUUUGUGCGACGUCGCGCUCCCUUACACUCUCAUCGGGGUUCUACUCUGGCCGCCUCCACGGCACCCUGGCGCCGUGGCCUGCGCAGGCCGCUUCCUCCGGGACUACGCGUCUCGGGCCACCAACGCCCUCCUCUGGAUCGCUCUCAUCUCGGUCACCACCGUCCUUUUCCGCAGGCUCGCUAGGCUGGUGCGGCUGUGGGUCCAGGGUAGCCGGAUCCCUGGGCCUCCCUCCACACCCUUCCUCGCCCUGAUCCAUGGCUGUGGAUCCCUGGGGAAUCUCAGCGGUUAUCUAUCUGAUUUGCACGAGAAGUAUGGACCAAUUGUCAGACUUUGGCUGAGUCCAACUCAGCUUCUUGUUUCUGUCAGAGAUACUAGGCUAAUCAAAGAGAUGUUGAUAAAGGCAGAUGAUAAGUUGCCACUGACAGGGCGAGCAUUUCAUUUGGCUUUUGGUAAAUCAAGCUUAUUUAUAUCAUCCUUCCACAAGGUACAAAAGAGAAGAGAAUCUUUGGCAGAAUAUAUGAAUAGGAGACUGUCUGCGAGGACAAAUUUUAUUACUUCAAAGGUUGUUGAGUUUGUCAUUGACAGAGUUGAUACAAUCAUGGCUGCGGGCCUUCUUGAUUGCAUACAAAUAUCAAGACAGCUUGCAUUUUUUGUUCUUGGAAGCACAUUUUUUGGGGAUGCAUUUUUGGAUUGGCCUAAUGCCAGCAUAUAUGAAGAGCUACUAAUGACGAUUGCUAAGGAUGGUUGCUUUUGGGCCUCUUAUUCCAUCCCUCCUUUCUGGAGUAGAGAAUAUUGGAAGUACCAAUACAUGUGUAAUAGGUUGAGGCACCUAACACAAGAUAUGAUCCAAUAUUGCGUGGACAAAUAUGACUCACUGAGCCAAACUGAUCACAGAUCUUACAGAGAAAACAAGGACAUUGCAAAGGAAGCUAGAUUGGAUGCUUCUGUUUUGCUUGAUAAUAUGAGAUCAGGUGGUCUGUUCCUGGAAGAAAUGGAAAAGUAUUUCAUUUCCGAAGAUGAACCAUGUGGGAAUAUACUGGCCUCGAUGUUUCAUGGAUGCCUUGCAUUUGCUAGCUUAAUUAGUAGCAUUUUGACAAGGCUUGUAAUGCAUCCUGAUUUACAAGAGAAGUUGUACUUGGAGAUUGUUGCAGUUCAGGGGGAAACGUCCGAGUUGGAUUUGCAUGAUGUGGAAAAGAUGAAUUUACUGAUGGCUACAAUCUAUGAAUCAGCUCGAUUAUUGCCAGCAGGACCUUUGCUCCAAAGAUGCUCUCUUAAACAUGAUAUAUGCCUUAGUUCUGGUGUAACUGUACCAGUAGGUGCAAUUCUAGUUGUGCCUUUACAGCUGGUUCAAACGGAUAACUCUAUUUGGGGAAAGGAUGCUAGUCAAUUCAAUCCAUAUAGAUUCUUGUCAGAAGGCAAAGAGUGCAUAGGCAUAUGCAAUGAACAUGAAGGCCCUGAGAAAAGCUCUUCUCUUAGUGAACUAAAUGAAAAUGCAGCUUUUCUUACCUUUGGAUAUGGUACACGAGCAUGUGUUGGCAAGAAGUUUGCUAUUCUUGGGGUUUCAGCACUUAUAGCGGCUUUGCUUCAGAAUUAUGAGGUUCAGAUAAGGUUUCAACCAGGACUAGAUGAUGAUCCAAAACCAAUACUAAAUGACUGCGUCCUUAAGCUUCUUCCGAGCCCAAAGAUUUCCUUCACGAAGAGAAGUCAGAGAUAGUGCAAAGUGAAGGUUCCACCUGAGUUUUGCUGCAGUUAUGUGGCAAGGACUUGGAAAAACCUUUGCAUCCACUGGUAAAAGAAACCCUUUGACAGUUUUUUUCCCCUUCGGUUUUUGACAGCUCCAGUGAUUAUUACCACACCCUUUUAGUAGUUUGGAAGCACUUGGGAGUUGUUAACUCUAGAUGGUCCUUUGUCCAGUUGUAUAAUGACGUUUUUCCUCCAGAAAGGAGUUUGUUGAAGCGGUAUGAAAUGUGAUUAUAGUCGCAGACAUAAUAUGUUAGCAGAAUAAUUAAAUAAGUGCCCCUUGUAAGUGUUGUUGUAAUUGUAGAAUGUUCUCUCUCA